This is a messenger RNA of Rosa rugosa (rugosa rose), 628 nucleotides long. RefSeq names its product mini zinc finger protein 2-like. The record is from RefSeq and is a predicted model, not a curated record. The transcript has a single exon. Gene Ontology annotation, molecular function: transcription cis-regulatory region binding; DNA-binding transcription factor activity. Bases 180 to 440 code for a protein of 86 amino acids. Gene Ontology annotation, biological process: regulation of developmental process; regulation of DNA-templated transcription. Gene Ontology annotation, cellular component: nucleus. Lineage: Eukaryota; Viridiplantae; Streptophyta; Magnoliopsida; Rosales; Rosaceae.
AUCUAGGGUUAGGGCUUUACCACCCACAAAGCAUAGCAAACUCUUCUAUCAAUGUCCUCUCUCUAUUCCUGUCACUCACUCUCAAACUAAUUACCUUCCUUUGAUGAAACCCAGUCCCUGUUUAGCUAUUUGGGGAGAGUCUAAUUAGGAUUGGGGAUCUGAUCGGUCCGAUUGAAAUAAUGAGGAAGCGCCAGGUUGUCGUGAGGAGAGAAGAACCUUCAUCUAACACCAUUAGGAACGUGAGAUACGUAGAGUGCCAGAAGAAUCAUGCCGCCGGAGUCGGAGGGUAUGCUGUUGAUGGGUGCAGGGAGUUCAUGGCGAGUGGAGAGGAGGGCACAGCUGCACUCACCUGCGCCGCCUGUGGCUGCCACCGGAACUUCCACCGAAGAGAAGUUGAGACUGUGUGCGAGUGCUCUUCACCUACUUCAACCGAGGCUUGAUCUUCAAGAAUAAGUAAUAGCACUUGAUUUAUUUGUUUUAUUUUACUGGUGGAGUUAAUUAAUGCAUGAUGUAGUACUAUUGGUAUUCACUGCUUGCUGUGUUUCUCUUCUUCUUUUCUGGGGGUUUGAGAGUGUUGUUUGUUAGUUUUCUGGUUUGAUAUGAAAAUGAGUAGACCGUCUAUUAUAUA